AGAGCUGCAUCAGAGUGUCAAAUGUCGCACAUCUUUCAAAAUUGAAACUGUACAGUCUUUUAGUUAAGUUAAGCAGACGUUUUUGAGCCUGAACAUUUGAGAACUCAGGAAAUGUGGAGAUCUACAGGAUUCAAUUUUAUUUUGGGAUUAUUGGUUUUUCUGGGUACAGCUACGGACGAUAAAGCAGAAGUGAUCAAGACCAACUAUGGUUAUGUUCGAGGAAUCGUCAAGAAAACGAAUAUAAACGAGAGGGAAGUUCUAAAAUUUCCCAACAUACCGUAUGCUGAGCCUCCAGUUGGUCAAUUUAGAUUUGAAAAACCAAGACCUAAGUUGGCAUGGAAUGGUACGAUGAAUUUAACUGAAGAUGUUAUCGCUUGUCUUCAACCUCAGCAACCCGGGUUCAGAAUAACUGAGGAUUGUUUAGUUUUGAACGUGUGGACACCAUAUCCACGACGUAACAAAUCACUGGCUGUCAUGGUUUGGAUACACGGUGGAGGAUUUCGUUUUGGCGCCUCGGGUCAAUACGAUGGAGCAAAUUUUGUCGUCCUGGGUGACGUUAUUCUUGUUACAAUCAAUUACAGACUGGGUGCUCUUGGUUUUCUCACAACACCCGACAAAAAGAUUAAAGCUAACCUUGGUCUCUUUGAUCAACGUUUGGCUUUAAAAUGGGUAAAAGAAAACAUCAAAAAUUUCGGCGGGGAUCCUGAAUUAAUCACCAUAUUUGGGCAGAGUGCAGGUGGUGCAAGCGUUUCCGCGCACACAAUAUCAAAAGAAAGUUCGAAGUAUUUCAAAAGAGCCAUAGCUCAAAGUGGAAACAUGCUUAAGCCCUGGGCAACUGCGACAGACAAACAAUUGAACGACUCCUUGAAAUGGUUUCUGAGUGAAGUGAAGUGUCCAGAUAACGAGGUUCUACUGGAGUGUAUGAAAAAUGUAAGCGAAGUCAAAUGGAAGCAAGUCACUAACAGGAAGAACUAUAGAAAUAUACUAGAAAUUGUAACUGCGCCCUACGUCGACGGAGGAUUUUUCAUUGAGCAUCCGCAGAAACUGUGGAAAGAAAAAAAGGUGCCACAAAAAGAUAUCAUAAUUGGAGUCACCAAGGAUGAAAUGUAUUUGUCCGUGCAGUAUUUGCUUUCGCACUCACGAAAUAUAAGUAUCUAUCUCAAUUAUUUUGAAAAGCAGUUAGAGGCGUAUUUCGGCAAAAACACAUCAAAAGUCGUCUACGACAAGGCGAGAGAGUUUUACAAACCCGCUUGCAUUCCUUCAUUCUUGGAAGCAAUGAAACCGAGUAUAGCGUUUGAGUCCGACGUAAUGUUUAUUUGUAGUAGCGUGGAAGAAACCAAGCUGAGAUCAAACAUCUCAUCAAACAUGAUGAACGGCAGCAACUUGUACCUUUAUCUGUACUCACAUGUACCGUUGGUAACAUAUGAAACCUCCCUGUAUCCUUAUGGAAUAUUCGAGUUUUCAACUCAUGGUUUGGAUGUUUAUUCAGUAUUUGGUUGGCCUGUCAAUAAUAAACAGUUUCUAAUCGAUGAUCAGACAUUGGCAAUGAGAAUGGUUUUAUACUGGACAAAUUUUGCCAGAACAGGAAAUCCAAAUUUGGGCAGAACUAAACUACCAAUUGUGUUGAACAAUAUCGACAGUUUACCAAAAUGGCCGAAGUACAGCAUACAAAAACAAGAAUAUCUCGACAUGGGAAGCUAUUCAAAAAUGAAUGUUGGAACAAAACUGCGAGACAAACAUUGUGAAUUCCUUAAAGAUCCAAAAGCAUUCCUUACAGCAAGGUCCUAGGCAAAUAAAUAAACAAAUUAUUUCAUUGCCUGCCAUCACGUGUGUAGCGAUCUUCAUAGCGUUAAGCUGAUAAAGUAAUAUAUAGUUAGCAAAUAAAUAAAGGAGAUUGAUUUUCUUUUUAGUGGUUAAA
This is a messenger RNA of Xenia sp. Carnegie-2017, 1918 nucleotides long. Its product is annotated as acetylcholinesterase-like. The coding region runs from base 112 to 1788 and encodes 558 amino acids. The transcript is spliced from 8 exons. NCBI's taxonomy places the organism in Eukaryota, Metazoa, Cnidaria, Anthozoa, Malacalcyonacea, Xeniidae. The record is from RefSeq and is a predicted model, not a curated record.